GAACCUAUAGGCCACCUAUAGACUUUAUUCGUCAGGGUAAGAUUUAAAAAAGCAGUAUACAUGUACAUAUUGUGGCUAUACUGCCUUAAGUGGUAGACAUAUUGAGGUUUGCAAUGUCAUUCAUUCAUUACAUUUAGGUUAUGUUGAAGAAUUAUAUCAGACCAUGCUAAGUGCAGAAAGUGAUGAAAUAAAAAAGGCAUAUAAAGAAUUAGUAAAUAUGACACCAGCUCCAAUGAAUACAAUGCUGGAAAAGCAGCCAAGAAAUGAGGCUAUAAAGAUGAUUGAACACAAGGGAAUGGUUGUUGCCAACAUUCCACCUACUGCAGGUACUGUACAAAUAAAUGUAUACUGUACAAUACAUUGUGUAAAAUAUACAUAAUGGUGUGACUGUAGGAAGUAAUAUUGAAUCUUAAUAUGUUUCAACAAAACUUUACUGUACAUUCACAAAAACCAUUUAUUUUCUUUAGCACCUUCUACUGUACAAGUCCAACCACCACCUCCACAAGAACAAGCAAAACCAUGUUGCAGAACAUGUGGCCAACCUAUGAAAGGCCAUAAAAAUGUUCUGAACUGUCCAAGGAACCAAAAAUAACAUUUCAAUAAUUCUAAUGUAUAAAUAUACAGUAGAUGUAAAUAUUUUAUUGAAAAUUAAUCAUGAUACAAAUUUAUAGAUAUCUCUGUGAAAGCAAUUCUACUUCAUGAUUGGUUAUUUUCGCUAAGGAGUCACGUGAGAUAUGCGCGCGAAGCAAGCUAGAUCACUUGCAAGCGAAACGUUGCGAAGAACACACGUAGAAAAAUGGCGGAAAAAGACGAGAUAGAAAACGAACUGCUCAAGGAGGACGAUUUAUCAACUAGCGAAGAUGAUCCGACCAUAAAAAACGUCCUUCGAUCGAUAGAUGCUCAUAUGGCUACUUUGGCGAACAAUAUGUCAAAUAUGAGUCAAGAAAUCCGCAAAAUAAAACAAACUCCAACCGCUACUGCCAAACGAGAUUCUCGGGCGGUGGAGUCAGCAGAGUCUUUGACUCUGAGCAGCAAGAAAAGGAGGUCGAAUGAUCAAGAAGGGAGUGAUGUUGAUGCCCUGAUUGACGACCAUCCUUCAGAGCAAGAGACCGAAUCAGCUGAAACUAAAGAUGGCGACGAGGAAGAUGCAUUCCUCACAACGUUAGCUAUGGAGUAUUCGGCUGACGAUAAAACAAGUAGUCCGGUCUCGACUCAGCUGGCUGAUAUCGUCAAUAAGAGAUGGUCGUCAAAAUUAUCGGACGACAAAUUCAAAGAGAAAAUAGCGAAAUAUGACCGACCAGAGAACUGCGAACGAUUGUUUGCUCCCAAGGUAAAUCCCGAAAUUUGGUCCCGAAUAUCAAACAUGGGCCAACGACAGGACCUUAAACUUGUCGCUAUCCAAAAAACCUUGGUGGCAGUUGGCACAGCUCUCACACAGUCUGCUCAACUGCUUAUGAAUGCCCGCCAAACUGGCGGCAUUCGGCGCCAUGAAGGCGGCGAAAACAACACCAUGAACGAAGUUCUCACACUUCAAGUGGAUGCCCUUGCUCUCCUGGGGCAUACAAAUUAUGACCUUUCACUCCGUCGUCGCGAAACGAUGAAACCCAGCUUGAAUAAAGAGUAUGCUUCAUUGUGCUCUUCCCAAACAUCGGUAACCUCGAUGUUGUUUGGCGAUGAAUUACAAAGCCAACUAAAUGCAAUUCGAGCGUCGAAUCGAAUUAGCCAAACGGCCACCCAGUCCACGACUGGACAUUUUGGCAGUCACAACAAAUCGACUUUUCAACGGCAUCCAAGAAAUGAUCGUGAAAAGUCUUUUUUAUCCAAAGGCCCCAACCCGCGUUGGUCGAACAACAGAUUCCCCAGUCAUCAGAAAAAGCGGGAAGGGGGCAACAAGUUCAACAAGAAGUGACUGCCAUCGACAAGGAUAUAAUUUAUACACAUCUAUCUAAAGUUAAGGUAAACGAAUUUUUAACGUUUUUACCGGUGUUGAAGGAGCAUUUUAACAUGCAAAUAAGCCACUUUCGUGGUGGUCGUCUUGCUCAUUUUUAUCAUGAGUGGGAAAAAAUUACUUCCGAUCGAGAGAUUUUAGAUAUAGUGAGCGGCCAACGUAUAGAAUUCGACACCAUGCCGCUUCAAAACUAUCCAAGGUCACUAUCCAAGUGUACGGAAGCCGAACAGGCUGUCAUACGGGCUGAAAUUGUGAAACUACUUCACAAAGCUGUAAUUGUUCAUGUACAACAUGAACCUGGAGAAUUCAUAUCUCCAAUUUUUGUACGCCCCAAAAAGGACGGCACAAGUCGAAUGAUUUUAAAUCUGAAAGAUCUUAACCAGCAUGUAGAAUACCACCAUUUUAAAAUGGAAACACUCAUUGAUGCUAUCAGGCUUAUGACCCCUAAUUGUUUUAUGGCGUCAGUGGAUCUUAAGGACGCGUAUUAUUCGGUCCCUAUUGCCAAGCCACACCAAAAAUAUCUAAAAUUUGCAUGGGAAGGUUCACUAUAUGCAUUUACAUGCUUCCCAAACGGGCUUGCUAGUUGCCCACGGAAAUUCACAAAACUUCUUAAACCAGUGUAUGCAGUUUUGAGAAAACUGGGACACAUUUCGUCCCCAUACAUUGAUGAUUCAUAUCUACAAGGGGAUGACUAUGUCAGCUGUCUAGAAAAUGUUAUAGACACUGUCCGACUGCUAUUUACACUAGGGUUUGUUAUUCACCCUGACAAAUCUGUGCUUAUCCCAACACAGAGACUAAUAUUUUUAGGAUUUAUACUUGAUUCAGUUCUAAUGAGAGUCUAUAUGACACCUGAGAAAGUAACUAAGGUCAUUGAGAUGUGCUCUAAACUAUUAAAGAACACUUCGCCGACCAUCAGAGAGGUCUCCCAAGUCGUGGGAUAUAUAAUUUCGACUUUCCCAGGAGUCAUGCUAGGGCCACUCUUUUUUCGACACCUCGAAGGUGUGAAAUCGCAAGCCCUUAAGGUCAACAAAGGCAAUUUUGACUCUCUAAUGACAUUAAAUGAUGAGGCUAGAGAGGAGUUGACCUGGUGGGUCAACUCUGCCCCAGACAGCUACAAUGUUGUUAGCCAUGGGCUACCAGCUAUUGUAUUAACCACAGAUGCCUCUUCUACAGGUUGGGGUUGUACCCUGGGUGAAACUAGGACAGGGGGAAACUGGACCAAAGAUGAGGCACAACAUCAUAUAAACUACCUAGAGUUGUUAGCUGUCUUCUUGGCACUGAAAACCUUUGCAAACUCUUUAGCAGGAAAACAUGUAAAAGUUAUGAUUGAUAAUAUGACUGCGCUAUCUGAUAUUAAUCACAUGGGUACCAGUAAGUCAGAUUUACGUAAUGCACUUAGCAAAUCUAUGUGGCUCUGGUGUCGUGCAAGACAUAUUUGGCUUACAGCUGUCCACAUUCCUGGGGUAGAAAAUGUUGAAGCUGACCAUCAGUCUAGAAUCACCAACACUAGUGCUGAGUGGUCGCUCAAUAAACAGAUAUUUUAUGAUGCAAUAUCUAGAUUAGGGGUAACACCCGAUAUAGAUCUGUUUGCUUCAAGAAUAAACUACCAAAUAGAACCAUAUGUGUCUUUCCAUCCUGAUCCAGGAGCUAUAGCUGUAAAUGCUUUCCAUAUGUCAUGGAAGAGCUAUCAACCUUAUAUAUUUCCACCGUUCUGUCUCAUUUCUAGAAUUUUACAGAAAGUCCAGGAGGAACAGUGCACUGUUGUUGUGGUAAUCCCAAGAUGGCCAACUCAGACAUGGUGGCCAAAACUAAUGAGUCAACUAAUAGCUCAACCAAUACUAUUACCAAAAACAAAGACGACACUGAUCCUCCCGAGCAAUCCGGAAGCAAUACAUCCACUGUAUCCGCAUCUAGAGCUAAUAAUCUGCCACUUGUCUGGAAAUCCCUUGAAGAACAAGGCAUUUCAGCAGGUGCUUCCAACAUUAUCGUCCAAUCUUGGAGACAAGGGACUGCCAAACAGUAUAGAUCUUACCUCCAGAAAUGGGAACUUUACUGUAACAAGAGGAAAAUUGAUCCAAUUCAUCCCACUAUAUCAGAUGGAAUAAAUUUUUUAUCAUCCCUGUAUGAAUCCGGCGUCGGUUACAGCGCAAUUAAUACUGCACGAAGUGCAUUAUCCUCUAUCCUUCUGCUACCAGGAAAUGUCAGUUUUGGUUCUCACCCACUUGCAACACGACUCCUUAAAGGUGUAUUUGAACUGAGACCAUCACUUCCUAAAUAUCAAGAUACGUGGGAUAUCUCUGUCGUGCUUAAAGUUCUUGAAGAAUGGAAACUUGAAGACAGUUCACUUAAGGUUUUGUCACUCAAACUGUCUAUGCUGUUCGCAAUUACAACAAGUCAGCGGCAUCAGACCCUCAAGGCAUUAUGCAUCAAUAAGAUGAACUUAAAAUCAGACCAGUGUAGUUUUGAAAUUGAUGUGUUGCUGAAAACCUCUCAGCCGGGAAAACAUCUGAACAAAGUGGUGAUAGCAGCUUAUCCGGGUAACAAAAAUUUGUGCCCGGUGCAACACUUGAAGUCCUAUUUGGAAAAAACAUCAACAUUGAGAGGUAAACAUACCCAAUUGUUUGUGAGCUUCAGGAAACCGCACAAUCCUGUUUCAACUGACACUCUUGCGAGGUGGAUUAAAACUGUUAUGCACAAAGCUGGAAUAAACACAGAGAUAUAUGGUGCUCAUAGCACCAGGGCGACUUCCACUUCAGCAGCACAUAGGAAGCAUAUUGAAAUCAAAAAAAUUCUUGCUGCCGCAGGGUGGACUAAUCAGACCACGUUUAGUAAGUUCUACAACAAAACUAUUGUAGAUAUGACAAAGAACUAUGGCGAAGACCUAUUGUCUGCCAUCAUGAGUCAAAACUCUUGAACUAACUCCGUACUGUUUAUUUGUACUGUUUACUGAUUUAAUAUUUUCACUAUAUAUCAUUCACAUUGAUUGAGCUUCACUGUUGUGAUUUUGCUCUACGGGUCAUGACGCUUUGAAGUCUCACGUGACUCCUUAGCGAAAAUAACCAAUCAUGAAGUAGAAUUGAAAGUUAAACGAGACUUACCUGUAAGUUGAAGUUUGACGUAGAUUCUACGAAAUAUUGGUUAUUGAGCUAAGGAGUCAACCUUCCCUCCCAGUGUUGGGAUAUGACCUACACAUUGUAUUGCACAAUCUCCCUCCCAGGUUGUGAUGUCAUGACCCUUCUGCUUUAAAGUGUGAUCUAGCUUGCUUCGCGCGCAUAUCUCACGUGACUCCUUAGCUCAAUAACCAAUAUUUUGUAGAAUCUACGUCAAACUUCAACUUACAGGUAAGUCUCGUUUAACUUUCAAUUAUUUUGUAUUGCUAUUGACAACUUGAAAGUCUUGAAUACCAAAAUCUCUCUAUUUAUAAGCCCCUUCUCUUAUAUAGAUUAUAAUUUUUUAAUAGCACUACCUCAAAUCGUCCUGAAACGAAUAAGCCCCAACAAUGGGAGGCUUAACAGGAAAAUUACAGUAACUCUAGCCCAUGAGACUAGGACAAACUAUAUUUAUAUAACAAGCUGAUAAUAUACAGUAUGUAAAACAAUCUAUAAACCAAUUACAGUAUAUUAUGAUGAUUCAUCAUCAUCAUAACCCUGAAAGUCCUUUCCCCCAAAUUUGCUUCGUAUCACAUAAUAGGCACAUGCAGGUAAUGGUAUUCUUCUUUUCCCCAGGUAGCCCAUAA
This is a messenger RNA of Paramuricea clavata, 5684 nucleotides long. NCBI's taxonomy places the organism in Eukaryota, Metazoa, Cnidaria, Anthozoa, Malacalcyonacea, Plexauridae. The record is from the annotation of a GenBank genome assembly.